Molecule: messenger RNA, 2805 nt
Organism: Gaeumannomyces tritici R3-111a-1
Lineage: Eukaryota; Fungi; Ascomycota; Sordariomycetes; Magnaporthales; Magnaporthaceae
Exons: 6
Coding region: 1602-2306 (234 amino acids)
Source: RefSeq, a predicted model, not a curated record
AUGCCGGCUAAGCCGGGCAGCCAGGGCGCUAGAGACAGGGCUCAGGCCACCGACAGGUCCCAUUAUGUAAGCCCACACGGGUCGACGGGUCGACGGGCAAUCCCUGGAGAAAAAGGGGCAGCCGUCUUUGGUCCUCCGUGAUCCCUGACCACGGCCAUCGUCGUGCCUGACGCCAUUUGUCUGCCCGCGAGGGGCUCUAUCUAUCUCCAGCAGCUUGCUCACUGUUGGCGGGGCCUUCAGGUCCCUCCUAAAACGCCAAUAUCUGGGAUGGCGUCCGAGUUGACGCCUGGCUCGGCAUUACCGCGCGGCACUGGAAAUGCAUUCAGCCAGACAGUGACCACGCUGAGACGAAGCUAGGUGCCAGCAAUAUACGCAGGAGGGUCUACUGAGGGCUUAGACGUGGUCCCUAUGUCUUGGCGAGAUGCCAUUCGAGAUGGAGACAGCAGUCACAGUCGCAGCCAUGGCCUCUCCGUGGCUACGUCGGCAAGCUGGCUCCCCAGCUCCUCACGCCCGCAAAAGACUUUCAAUUCGGCAGAUCCGGCCAUCUCAGCCCAACAUCCCCGACUCCGCUCAACGCAAGCAUGGACUUUAGGUAGAGCUGUAUGGUCUGAUCUUUAUUCCCCGUCUCGAGUGCGGGGAACGGAUACAAACGGCCGCCUCAGCGGCGUUCUCGUGAGACCUGCUGCGCCUUUUUACACGGCGCAUAACGUCAUUCGAGUUAGAUCAAAUCACCGGCUCUGGAAACCCUAACUAGUGACAUGGCCGCCAGCUGGGCAAGGAUAUUCCCGCAAAGUCGGCUCCGGCGCAGUGGGAUGGAGGAAACGGCCAGGACCGGGGUCGGUGGCUCAACGGAGCGGCGCUUCGAGGCCUUUCAGGAUGCUUCUCGGCCAGAUAAAUCCCCAACCACUUAAAUAGAGGCGCUGGCAGGAAGCGGUCCUAUUUUCGCUGGUCCUCUGGGGUUCGCGCUGUCGACUAUCCUCACGCUCAACGCCGUGGGAUGAGCUCCUAUUGGUUCUGCGAUUAGCUGUAUCAGGCUUAACCGCUCUGGGUGACCUGAUCUGACUCCUCAUGAUACACUCGGCCUUGCAGCCAGUACAAACAUCCCUUUGGCCAGAAGUCAUGGCAACCAACGAUGGGGAAUCUCAGCCAGUGCAGCUCAGUUCGCCUCUCCACGCGGACUGGCAUGAUGUUCCAGACUCGCCAACCAUCUGCUUGAGAUUUCCAAAAUAUCAGGAUAUGAUGCAACCAGAAGGGCCGCCACACGCAUCACCAGCACGAACCCAAUUCCACAGGAGAGCGGCAUCGUCAGAUUUGCCGGGUUCGUCGGCGAGGCCCCCCAGUAGCUGGAACCGCCGUGGCAAUAGAGCAAGGCAGUCCACAUGGCCGCUCCGACAACCCCCGCCACUUCCAACCAUCCCAGACGCUACUGAUCGCUCUCCUCAGCGAUCCCCCGUCUCGGCGUAGGAUCAAGGGACUGUGCCCUGCAUCCGUUGCCAGCGAGUUGGUCGAAGGUGUACAACAAACGACCUGACACCCUGCGUUAGCUAUACAGAGGCACAUGCAGCACACCCGAUGAACCUGCGCAUCCCGUGUUUCAGGGCAUGCCUGAAGGACGUUACUCUCUUCCGGGCCGGCCCCGAGGCCAACAGCACCACGAAGAACGAAGCCUACGGCUCAGCGCCCUCAGCACCGGACUGCCCAACACCACCAAAACGAUCGAGCUUUCCCAAGUGCCCGGCUCCGCAACACUCAGCGUCGUGGUCCAAGAGUUUGUGCCCGAAAAGGUAGACGCCACUUGGUACGGCUGGCGCGACAUCAACGGCGCCCACAGGCGGCUACGAAUGCCUUCCUAUGCGCUCACAUCCCCGGCUGUCACGGAGCGAUCGAUUCAGGCGUACAUCGGCGCCAAUAUGAGCGCCUAUCUUGGCGCAUGCCUUCAGCCUGCAAAUGAUGUGGUGUCUCGAAUUUUUGACAUGGCUGUGAAGAGAGCCAAAGGCGGAAGCAGGCUUCUCCAAGACGUGCUAGAAUUCUGGGUGGCAUCGCGAAUUAUCGAGGACCCCUGGCGUAUAACAGGCCAGGAGACGCUGGGGAUGGAGGAGAUUGUAGACAGGCGCAGCAUGUUCUUCGGCAAGAUCCCCGUGACCCCGAUCAUGGAGACGCAACUAAGCCAGAUUGUGAUCCGGCAGUUCCUCCACCCUCUGCGCCUGCUGCUGCUCCAGCAACUCCAGGCCAGCACCAUAAACGAAGACAGUGUCCCUUUUGCCGAGGUCUUGUGGCCGGUUUUUAUACUUGUUGAACAGCAUUGAGCUCGCAACGGCGUACGAGCGCAAGGCGGCCUCCACAUGUGGGCUCAUGACCCCGUACCGCGGAAGCAGAUAUGGAAAUUAUACACACAUCAACACCCUAUUCCGGGACGCCCAAACACUCAUCGCCCACUACCGGGACAUGUUCGUCUACCACGUCCCGCUCACACGCAUCUUUACCGAAAUGAAAUCGCGGCCUCUGUUGCACGGCCUUGGCGACGACGAGGUGAGGAUAAUGCGCGAUAUUACGAACCACCUUCGCGAGGAAGCCAACACAUACACCCUCCUUAAACAGGAAGACCAAUACGAAAGCUAGCUUUACUGGUGUCAUCAACUAUUUUAUACCAGGUGGGAUCUGGCCCCAGUUGAGGUAUCCGAGACAGUCUGAUUUUACGGCUUGCGAUUUUGGCUCUCGCCCUUCGCAAUUUACAAAUUCCCGUUUCCAAUGUACUUAUUUAUCGGCCAAAUACAUACAUACUCGUCGGAGACAAAUUUACAUCGC